Messenger RNA from Staurois parvus, 486 nucleotides. The record is from the annotation of a GenBank genome assembly. Lineage: Eukaryota; Metazoa; Chordata; Amphibia; Anura; Ranidae.
CGUUCCUCUGUGUGGGUGGUGCGGCUGCAGGUAUUGGUGAGGGUCCCGCAUUCCUCUGUGUGGGUGGUGCGGCUGCAGGUAUUGGUGAGGGUCCUGCGUUUCCUCCGUGUGGGUGGUGCGGCUGCAGGUAUUGGUGAGGGUCCCACGUUCCUCUGUGUGGGUGGUGCGGCUGCAGAUAUUGGUGAGGGUCCCGCAUUCCUCUGUGUGGGUGGUGCGGCUGCAGGUAUUGGUGAGGGGGUCCCGCAUUCCUCUGUGUGGGUGGUGCGGCUGCAGGUAUUGGUGAGGGUCCUGCGUUCCUCCGUGUGGGUGGUGCGGCUGCAGGUAUUGGUGAGGGUCCCGCAUUCCUCUGUGUGGGUGGUGCGGCUGCAGGUAUUGGUGAGGGUCCUGCGUUCCUCCGUGUGGGUGGUGCGGCUGCAGGUAUUGGUGAGGGUCCCACGUUCCUCUGUGUGGGUGGUGCGGCUGCAGAUAUUGGUGAGGGUCCCGCGU